GACAGUGAUGACGAUGUGGAUGACGAGUGGCAGCUGGCACAGGCUGAGAGGCUCAUGGACGAGUUUGAGGACGUGACGCCCAGGGAGAAAGCUUUCAUGAAGCUGUGGAACAGAUUCGUUCAUAGGCAUGCCAUCCUUGCCGACUUUCAGGUCCCUGUCGCCUGCGAGACCUUCGCACGGAACUUUGGGCAGCAGCUGAUUGAGCAGGGACUCAGAGACGAGCUCCUGUUUCAUCUGUUUGCUCUCUGGGACUUCAACCUGGUUGAC
Molecule: messenger RNA, 267 nt
Organism: Guillardia theta CCMP2712
Lineage: Eukaryota; Cryptophyceae; Pyrenomonadales; Geminigeraceae
Exons: 1
Cellular component (GO): nucleus
Molecular function (GO): chromatin DNA binding
Source: RefSeq, a predicted model, not a curated record